This is a messenger RNA of Aspergillus chevalieri, 978 nucleotides long. RefSeq lists its product as uncharacterized. The transcript has a single exon. The record is from RefSeq and is a predicted model, not a curated record. Lineage: Eukaryota; Fungi; Ascomycota; Eurotiomycetes; Eurotiales; Aspergillaceae. The coding region runs from base 1 to 978 and encodes 325 amino acids. Gene Ontology annotation, molecular function: oxidoreductase activity.
AUGACAUUCAUGUCGCUUGCAACCAAAGCCUUUUCUGUCAUAGCUCCCACGCUUCGCACAUCUCCUUCCCACUCAUUUACUCGAACAAUGACGACCGCGGUUUUCAAAUACAUUGAUCCUGCCUCUUACGAUCCAAAUGCCACCGAACCUUUCAAGAAGCCUUGGGGUAAGGUCGAUGGACCGGGUUCCUCCUAUAGACUUUUGGACAAGACCCGAUCGGUUGAGAAUCUCCGUGGCCAAGAGGCUAAAUUUUCAAUCGAUAAUAGCGGAUUCGCUGUCUAUAAAAGUCCUGCGAAGGAGAAACAAUUCACCGAUUCGUCUCGGGUGACGACAGACUACUACGCCGAAGUUGAGGAGCUUCUCAGAGAGAAAUUGCCGGGCAUCAAGAAAGUAGUCAUAUUUGAUCACACGAUUAGGCGGAGGGAAAAGACGUCUCCACGCGCUCCUGUCCAACUGGUUCAUGUUGACCAAACGCCCUAUGCUGCUGAACUCCGAGUGCGUCGCCAUCUCCCACCGAACGAGGUAGAUGACUUGUUAAAGGGACGCUAUCAAAUCAUCAACGUCUGGCGCCCUAUUCAAAAUCCCGCGUCAGACUUUCCCUUGGCUGUUAUUGAUUGGCGAAGCACCGCCCCUUCUGAUUUUGUCAAGGUCGAUCUUCUCUAUCCAAAGGACGCCAAAGCAGGAGAAGAGAGGACCCAAGCGCCCAACUCUGAACACUUGACUGACGGUUACGAGGUUAGAGGGGAAACGUAUGCUAUUGCUCCAAAUGAAAAACACCGCCUCUACUACCAAAAGGAUAUGACGCCAGAGGAGGUCAUGUUCAUAAAAUGUUUUGACUCACGAAGCGAAUCCAUGACCGGGACAACGGGCAUCGCCCAUGGGGCAGGUCAUACAGCCUUCUGCGACCCCCAGACAUCAAAAGAUGCGCCAGCAAGGCAAAGCAUCGAGGUUAGAUGCCUGGUUUUUUAUGAGUCGUAA